AAGUUCGAUCUGGCCGUAUCGGCAAGCGGCGUGCCGAUACCCGUCGGGAAAAGAUUUGUCAAGCAUAUGCGGGUUGGAGAAAGAACUAUUUUUCUUGGCGUAAAUUUAGCCUAGAGAACUGUCAGGUUUUUUGGGUCCAUUUUAAACUUAAAUCUAACAAAUAAUUGGAAUUCGGACCGUGAUGCGGCACUCAACGGCCGACCCGCUCAAUGAUUGCCACGGCACAAGCUCCAUGGAUAAACCCUAAAACCCCAGGUCCCUAAAGCCCCUCUACCUGUAGAUAUAGUCACCGGAAGAGGAGGAGGAAGGGCCAAUUUCGGUAACCAUACCUCCUUCCUAUCUCUUCGAUGUCGAUUAAAUCAAAAGGCAAAGCACUUCUCUCCUCCUAAUCCUCGUCUUCUCUUCGUCUUUCUCGCCCGACUCCAUGGCCUUCUGCGCUCGGAAGCUGCCCUUGGGCGCCCAAAUACCCCCCUCCGGCUACGUCGGCCAUCGCCGCUCCGCUUCCACCUCCACCUCCGCCUCCGCCGCCGAUGCUUCCACCCCCGUCACCGCCGCCCAUCACCCGGAAUGCGUCCUCUCCGCCAAAACCCCAUCGCCUAAAUCCCCCACCAACUCGACCCGCAAGAAAACUGUAGUCCUCAUCUCCUCCUCCGCCCUUGCCGCUGGUGGCUUCCUCCUCCACCUCUCCACCCCCGGCCCUCCCCCCGGCAGUACCGGCGGCGGCGGCGGCGGCGGCGGCGGCGGUUGGGGCUGGGGAGGCUUCCGCGGGGGCGAUGGCGGAGGCUUCUGGUCUCAGAUAUUCUCUCCCCUGUCGGCGAUCGCGAACGAGGAGGAUCCCGCGGCCAGCGGCGGCCCGGAAUGGGACACCCACGGCCUGCCGGCCAACAUCGUUGUCCCGCUGAGCAAGCUGAGCGGGUUCAAGCGAUACAAGAUCUCGGAGAUCCUCUUCUUCGAUCGUCGCCGGGCGACCACCGUUGCCGGCACCGAGGACUCCUUCUUCGAGAUGGUCUCCCUCCGCCCCGGUGGCGUCUACACCAAGGCCCAGCUCCAGAAGGAGCUCGAAACCCUAGCCUCCUGCGGCAUGUUCGAAAAGGUCGACCUCGAGACCAAGACCAAGCCGGACGGCACCCUCGCCCUCACCGUGUCCUUCGUUGAGAGCACCUGGCAGUCGGCCGAUUCCUUCCGGUGCAUCAAUGUCGGGCUGUUGCCCCAGACGAAGCAGAUGGAGAUGGAUGCCGACAUGACCGACAGGGAGAAGCUGGAGUACUUUCGGAACCAGGAGAGAGACUACCGGAAAAGGAUCGAGCGGUCCAGGCCGUGCCUCAUGCCCACGCCGGUGCAGCGGGAGGUGCUGCAGAUGCUUCGGGAGCAUGGGAGGGUCAGCGCGAGGCUGCUGCAGAGGAUCCGGGACCAGGUCCAGAAGUGGUACCACGAUGAGGGGUAUGCUUGCGCCCAGGUCGUCAAUUUCGGCAAUCUAAACACCAGGGAGGUGGUGUGUGAGGUCGUCGAGGGGGAUAUCACACAGCUGGUCAUCCAGUUUCAGGAUAAACUCGGGAAUGUCUGCGAAGGGAAUACCCAGCUUGCUGUCAUUCGUCGGGAGCUGCCCAAACAGCUUCGACCAGGACAUGUCUUUAAUAUCGAAGCAGGGAAACAGGCUCUAAGGAAUAUAAAUGCACUUGCUUUGUUUUCCAACAUUGAGGUGAACCCACGACCUGAUGAAAAGAAUGAAGGAGGAAUCAUAGUUGAAAUAAAGCUGAAAGAACUGGAACAGAAAUCAGCUGAAGUAAGCACAGAGUGGAGUAUUGUACCUGGACGUCAAGGACGACCAACUUUGGCAUCAAUUCAACCUGGUGGAACUGUUUCAUUUGAACAUCGGAAUAUCAAAGGGUUGAACAGAUCCAUAGUUGGCUCUGUGACAUCCAGCAAUCUACUUAAUCCUCAGGAUGACCUAUCCUUCAAGCUGGAGUAUGUGCAUCCGUAUGUGGAUGGCGUGUAUAACCCUCGUAACCGCACAUUCCGUGCUAGCUGCUUUAACAGCCGAAAGUUGAGUCCUGUUUUCACUGGUGGGCCAGGGCUGGAUGAAGUUGCACCAGUAUGGAUUGACAGAGUGGGAUUUAAAGCAAAUAUAACAGAGGCCUUCACUCGACAAAGCAAAUUCACUUACGGACUUGUGAUGGAGGAAAUCACAACUCGUGAUGAAACUAGUAGUAUAUGUACUCAUGGUGCUCGAGCACUUCCUACUGGUGGCUUAAGCAUGGAUGGACCUCCAACAACACUCAGUGGUACUGGUAUUGACCGCAUGGCAUUUGCACAGGCAAAUAUUACUCGUGACAACACAAAGUUUGUAAAUGGUGCAAUCAUUGGCGAGAGAGACGUCUUUCAGUUAGACCAAGGCCUUGGAAUUGGCAGCAAAUUCCCAUUCUUCAAUCGUCACCAGCUCACUGUGACCCGCUUCAUUCCGUUGAAACAAGCAGAAGAAGGUGCUGGCAAGCCACCACCUCCUGUCUUGGUCCUUCAUGGACAUUAUGGUGGUUGUGUGGGAGACCUCCCAAGCUAUGAUGCUUUCACACUCGGAGGGCCCUACUCAGUGAGGGGCUACAACAUGGGCGAGCUGGGUGCCUGCAGAAACAUUCUUGAGCUGGCUACGGAGCUGCGGAUCCCUGUGAGGAAUACCCAUGUAUAUGCAUUUGCAGAACAUGGGAAUGAUCUUGGUAGUUCAAAGGAUGUCAAAGGAAACCCAACCGAGUUCUUCCGCCGGGCUGGACAUGGCUCAUCUUAUGGUGUAGGCGUCAAGCUUGGGUUGGUAAGAGCAGAGUAUGCAGUUGAUCAUAAUGCCGGUACUGGUGCGAUAUUUUUUAGGUUUGGAGAGAGGUUUUGAGGGACGUUGCCUACGUCACGGAUUAAGUUCCAAAAUUUUUGCAGAUGCUAUGGUGAUGCUAACCAUAUAUUUGUUUCCAGGAUGCCUGUCACUAUUCCAUGCAAUCAGAGGCGUCUGCACUGUACUCUAGUUGAUUUUUCGUAUUCUGGAAAAAGUUUGUGAAUCUUGCUUACUACUCCGGAACUUUAUUGCAGCCAUAAUGGCACAGAACUGAUGACGAGGGAAUUUGCUUAAUGCAAUAUAAAAUUGAACAA
Elaeis guineensis (African oil palm) is the source of this 3132-nucleotide messenger RNA. Its product is annotated as protein TOC75-3, chloroplastic. Gene Ontology annotation, molecular function: protein-transporting ATPase activity. NCBI's taxonomy places the organism in Eukaryota, Viridiplantae, Streptophyta, Magnoliopsida, Arecales, Arecaceae. The record is from RefSeq and is a predicted model, not a curated record. Gene Ontology annotation, biological process: chloroplast organization; protein import into chloroplast stroma; intracellular protein transport. Gene Ontology annotation, cellular component: chloroplast outer membrane.